AGGAAGAAGAACAAGAUAGAUCGAUCUCAUUCCCCUUCCCCUCCGCUCCGGUGCAAAGGAAAGGAAAGGGUGGAGGCAAGAAGCAAGGCAUCUCAUUCCCCCUAGCCAGCCCCACGCCUCGCCACCUUGCCGCCCCCUCCUCUCUUCUUCUUCCUCUUCACCUUUAUCUUCUCCCCUCCCCCCGCGUCCAAGAAUCUAUCUCCCCUCCAUUAAUCCAUCCCCUCCUCACAUUCCCCUUCCUUGCGUGCGUACACCGUUUGGUGCUGGUACACAGAUUGUUUGUUCGUUUCUUCCAUGGUUGGUUGCUUCUUUGAGCGAGCGAGUGAGAACGACGAAGAGAGGAGGGCGGGGACAAGCCCGGCCAGGCACAUCUAUCCUGUGACCCCAAGCUUGGCAUCUCCCCACACCCACGCCACACCCACACCCACACUGUUUCUUCUUCCCCUCCGCCGCCCUGCCCUCCCCCUGCAUGCCACUCGCGUGCCGCCCCAGUCCGUUGGUUGGUUGCAACGACGCCUCCUCCCCCUGCAGCAUUGUGCCCGCCCUUCGUCUUCUUUAGCCUGAGCCCGGACGCGCACAAGCAGAGCGCCGCUCUGCGACCCCGCAUUGCCGCAAGAAACGCGCCGCAGAGAUUGCGUCUCCUUCUUCUAUCCGUAAGGCGGCAGCGCAUGCCCGCCGGGACGGACUGACGGCGGCGGGGGGAGUGGCGGCGCGGGCGAUGCGGUUCACGGCGGGGGGCUCGUCGACGCGGUCGUGGCAGCCCAAGCCGACGGCGGACACCACGGACCUGCGCUUCUGGCUGCGCUGGCGGGUGGCCGUGUGCGCGCUCUGGGUGCUCUGCUGCGUCGCCGCCGCCGCCUACCUCGUCUGGCGCCACGAGGGGCCGCGCGCGCACCGCCGCCCCGGCGCCGCCAAGCAGGACGCGGCCGCGCAAGGGCGGCGGCGCCCGGACGGGCUGCUCUACGACGACGAGGCGUGGCGGCCCUGCCUCCGCGACAUCCACCCGGCCUGGCUGCUCGCCUACAGGCUCGUCUCCUUCUUCGUCCUCUUCAGCCUCCUCAUCGUCAUCGUCAUCUCCGACGGCGGCAACAUCUUCUACUACUACACCCAGUGGACCUUCAUUCUGGUCACGGUUUACUUCGGGCUUGCGACGACGCUCUCGAUCUACGGGUGCAGCAAGUUCGCCGCGUGCAAUGCCGUCGCGGCGAUGUCCGACGCCGAGCAGGGGCCCUACGCCGUCCACGGGGCCGCCCCGAAGCCGGUCGUCGACAGGGAGGACGACGGCACGAGGGAGGUCGCCGGGUUCUGGGGGUACCUGCUGCAGAUCAUCUAUCAGACAAAUGCAGGGGCCGUGAUGCUUACAGACUGCGUCUUCUGGUUCAUCAUUUUCCCAUUCCUCACCGUAAAAGAUUACAGCAUGAAUUUUCUAUUGAUAGGAAUGCACUCGGUCAACGCUGUUUUCUUGCUCGGCGAAGCAUCGCUAAAUAGCCUGCGCUUCCCGUGGUUCCGGAUCGCGUAUUUCUUCCUUUAUACGGCGCUAUACGUAGUUUUCCAGUGGAUUGUUCAUGCAUCUACUCCAACCUGGUGGCCCUACCCGUUCCUCGACCUCUCCUCUAAUCUCGCGCCUCUGUGGUACUUUGCGGUCGCGUUCAUGCAACUGCCCUGCUACUUGAUCUUCAGACUGGUGAUGAACCUGAAACACCACCUUCUCGCCAAGCAUUUCCCGGAUAGCAUGGUCCUAGGAUACUAGCAUCCGUCAAUGAACAUCCAUGCCGGUCUUCUUCCUUCGAUCCUCCACGCAAAAAGGCGAUGCGAAUUGGCAGGAAGAAUAACAACCGGACAAUGGCGGCGUGGCAGUAGAUUGUUUCUGAGAAGUCUUAGUUUCUUACGCACGCGCACGCGUCUCCUACAAAAAAAAAAAGGGAUAGGGGAGCGUGCAUGUGCAUUUACAGUGGUAUAGUUUCGUGACCGUAAAUCGGGGGGUCACGGAUGGUCAGAAGAGUUUUUGCAGUAAGUUGGGAGUGAAAGGAGAAAAGCAAAGAAGAAUGUGUACAUAUACCUACAGCUUGGUUGAUUGGUUGGUGAAAUGGAGAUAUUGUUGGUUAACUGAUUUAGUGCUAGUAUAUAACUUGUUUUGUAGAUCAGCUGUUUGGUCAUCAA
Triticum urartu is the source of this 2160-nucleotide messenger RNA. RefSeq lists its product as uncharacterized. Lineage: Eukaryota; Viridiplantae; Streptophyta; Magnoliopsida; Poales; Poaceae. The record is from RefSeq and is a predicted model, not a curated record. Gene Ontology annotation, cellular component: membrane.